Euleptes europaea (tarantolino) is the source of this 734-nucleotide messenger RNA. RefSeq names its product ARV1 homolog, fatty acid homeostasis modulator (gene ARV1). Lineage: Eukaryota; Metazoa; Chordata; Lepidosauria; Squamata; Sphaerodactylidae. Bases 18 to 722 code for a protein of 234 amino acids. The record is from RefSeq and is a predicted model, not a curated record. Gene Ontology annotation, cellular component: cortical endoplasmic reticulum; Golgi apparatus. Gene Ontology annotation, biological process: intracellular sterol transport; sphingolipid metabolic process; sterol metabolic process. The transcript has 5 exons.
CUGUUCCAAGGCGGAAGAUGGAGGCGCCCCGUGCCUACAGGUGCAUCGAGUGCAAUGGGAAGGCCACGGAGCUGUAUAGAGACUAUCAGCGUGGCGUGUUGCGCAUCUCCAUCUGUAAAUCCUGCCAGAAACCAGUGGACAAAUACAUUGAAUAUGAUCCUGUUAUAAUCUUAAUUAAUGCUAUUUUAUGCAAAGCACAGGCCUACAGGCAUAUUCUGUUCAAUACAAAGAUAAAUAUCCAAGGGAAGCUCUGCAUAUUUUGCCUGCUUUGUGACGCUUAUCUCAGGUGGUUACAGCUGCAGGAUUCAAGCCAAAGCCCUGACCCUGAUGAUUUAAUUAGAUAUGCCAAAGAAUGGGAUUUUUAUCGAAUGUUUGGAAUAGCAUCCCUGGAACAAACUGCCUUUUUGAUUGGCAUCUUCACCACUCUGUGGUUGGCAAGACCAACAGUCCUGAAAACCAAAGCAGAUGUCUUCUUGCUCCUGAAAGCGCUGCUGCUGUCUAGUUACGGGAAACUUCUGCUGAUUCCAGCUGUUAUUUGGGAGCAUGACUAUACUCAUUUGUGCCUCAAGCUCAUUAAAGUAUUUGUCUUGACAUCAAAUUCUCAGGCAAUUAGAGUUACCUUGAAUACAAGUCGAAAGCUUUGUCUGAUGGCCAUUGUGAGUGGACUGAUUCUGGAAAAUGGUAUCAUCUAUCUGUUCCAGAGAAUAGGAUGGAACGUUUGAGACAGUUGUCUG